Molecule: messenger RNA, 549 nt
Organism: Fusarium proliferatum ET1
Lineage: Eukaryota; Fungi; Ascomycota; Sordariomycetes; Hypocreales; Nectriaceae
Product: putative ribosomal protein S12
Exons: 2
Coding region: 1-549 (182 amino acids)
Biological process (GO): translation
Cellular component (GO): small ribosomal subunit; ribosome
Molecular function (GO): structural constituent of ribosome
Source: RefSeq, a predicted model, not a curated record
AUGGUCGGCUCCAUCCUCCGCCAGUUCUUUUCCCCGGCGACACGGCGUCCCAUUACCACAGCCCUCUCAACAUCACCAAGUCAGCUGAUCCAACCAAGCCUCCGAACAUUCACAACCUCAGCACCCCGCGCAUUCGCUCCCACAACAGCUCGUCCAGCGACAUUGAACCAAGUCCUUCGCGGUAUCCGAAAGGGCAAGCGCGCACGUCACGCUGUCUCUCCUGCCCUGUCCAACACAAACUGUCCCGCUCUCAAGGGUGUCUGUCUCCGCGUUGGUGUUGUUCGACCCAAGAAGCCCAACUCUGGUGAGCGAAAAACCGCUCGUGUGAAGCUUUCCACUGGCGCUGUUGUCACGGCGUAUAUUCCUGGCGAGGGACACAAUAUUCAGCAGCAUAGUGUUGUGUUGGUGCGAGGUGGACGUGCACAGGAUUGUCCUGGUGUGAGAUAUCAUCUUGUUCGAGGAGCUCUGGAUCUGGGUGGUGUUGCGAGCCGAACAACAAGUCGAAGCAAGUACGGCACUAAGAAGCCAAAGAAGGCAACAGUUGGUUGA